Molecule: messenger RNA, 3016 nt
Organism: Eptesicus fuscus (big brown bat)
Lineage: Eukaryota; Metazoa; Chordata; Mammalia; Chiroptera; Vespertilionidae
Product: zinc finger protein 7
Exons: 6
Coding region: 257-2404 (715 amino acids)
Biological process (GO): regulation of DNA-templated transcription
Molecular function (GO): RNA polymerase II cis-regulatory region sequence-specific DNA binding; DNA-binding transcription factor activity, RNA polymerase II-specific
Source: RefSeq, a predicted model, not a curated record
GAGGGCCAAGCUUCCUAGCCGCCCAGAAGGGCCGGAAAUCAAUGGAACAGCUGGCGCGGGUUUCGAGGCCUGUUUCCGGCGUCGUUGCACGUUAGGAGCUCCCGGCGGGCCUCCGGGAGGACUGUGCUUCGUGAAGGCAGAGCCCUUGUGCGUUGCUCACUGCUGCAUCCCGUUGCCUGGUUGAGCACCUGGCACAAGUGGCAACCACCCCUUAAGUGUUCGUGGAGUGAUUCACAACCACCACACGCUCUGAAGGAUGAACGAAGCCUCGGGGGACAUAUGCUCAAGUACUGUGGCUGCUUUGGUUUCCCCCUGUGUCCCAGCCAGAGACUAUCUGGAAGUGGAGGUUUCUCAGCCAGGACACAUGGAUACUCAGCCACCAAGCCUCAUGGAGGCUGUGACAUUUGGUGACGUGGCUGUGCACUUCUCGCGGGAGGAGUGGCAGUGUCUGGACCCUGGCCAGAGGGCCCUCUACAAGGAGGUGAUGCUGGAGAACCACAGCAGUGUGGCCGGACUAGCAGGAUUUCUGCUCUUCAAGCCUGAACUGAUCUCCCGGCUGGAGCAAGGGCAGGAGCCAUGGGUCCUUGACCUGCAGGGAACAGAGGCAAGAGAGGCACGAAGGACCCUCCAGACAGAUUCUACAAUCAGCACUGAUGGUGAGCAGGCUGGUGAAGAUGUGCACAUGCUAAAAUCGGAAUCCCUGACAGCGAUGGUCAAAAUCCCCCCUUGGGAUUAUCCUCAGAGUCCUGGCUUUGGAGACACUUGUGAUUCUGAGGUCUGGCCAGAGAGUAAGCUAAGCUCUCUCUUUCAGAAACACCACUUGCACACAGAGACUGUGGCUCCCAGGAAGACCUCUGCCAAGGAGGAUAAACAGGGACAUGUCAGCCUGGGUUGUCAACCUGAGAAAAGUCAGGGGGUUGCUGUAGACGGGCCAUCUCGAAGAUGCGAUGUGUGUGGCAGCAGUUUCAGAUUCAUGGCUCUGCCUCACUUCGGUGUACAGAAGAAAUCUAACAGAUGUCAGGAGUGCGAGAAAAAGUUAUCUGAUUGCUUAAAGGGGAAACAUCAAAGAAACUAUCAUGGAGAGAAGCCAUAUGAGUGUGGGGAAUGUGGGAAAGUCUUCAGGUUGUGCUCACAGCUUAAUCAGCAUCAGAGAAUCCACACUGGAGAGAAACCAUUCAAAUGCAUAGAGUGUGGGAAAGCCUUUCGCCUGAGCUCAAAACUUAUUCAGCAUCAAAGAAUUCAUACUGGAGAGAAACCCUACAGGUGUGAGGAGUGUGGAAAAGCCUUUGGUCAGAGCUCCAGCCUUAUCCACCAUCAGAGGGUGCACACAGGAGAGAGGCCCUAUGGCUGUCGUGAGUGUGGGAAGGCCUUCAGCCAGCAGUCUCAGCUGGUCAGACACCAGAGGACUCACACUGGAGAGAGGCCCUACUCAUGCCAGGAGUGUGGGAAGGCCUUCAGCCAGAGUUCAACCCUGGCUCAGCACCAGCUGAUGCACGCUGGGGAGAAGCCUCCAGUUCCAAGAACCCUGGGUGGUGCCAGCCUUGUUGCACACCAGAGAAUCCACGCUGCAGAGAAACCGUUUAAGUGUGAUGAGUGUGGGAAGGCUUUCAGGUGGGUCUCUCGGCUUAGUCAGCACCAGCUGAUUCACACUGGAGAGAAACCAUAUAAAUGCAACAAGUGCGCAAAAGCCUUCGGUUGUAGCUCACGGCUUAUUCGCCACCAAAGAACUCACACUGGAGAAAAACCAUUCAAAUGUGAUGAGUGUGGGAAGGGCUUUGUCCAGGGCUCACACCUGAUUCAGCACCAGAGAAUUCACACCGGAGAGAAGCCCUAUGAGUGUAGUGAUUGUGGAAAAGCCUUCAGCCAGAGCUCAAGCCUCAUUUACCAUCAGAGAAUCCACAAGGGAGAGAAACCCUAUGAGUGCCUAGAAUGUGGAAAGGCCUUCAGUAUGAGCACACAGCUCACAAUUCAUCAGAGGGUUCACACCGGGGAGAGGCCCUAUAAAUGUGGUGAGUGCGGGAAAGCCUUCAGUCAGAACUCAACCCUUUUCCAACACCAGAUAAUUCAUGCUGGAGUAAAGCCCUAUGGAUGCAGUGAGUGUGGGAAAGCCUUUAGUCGAAGUUCAUACCUUAUUGAGCACCAGAGGAUUCACACACGUGCCCAGUGGUACCAUGAAUAUGGGGGCACCCUGGAGGGUUCUACCCAUGUGAGCCGUAAAAAAGCUAACACUGUAAAGAAACUACACAAAUGUAAUGAAUGUGAGAAAAUAUUCAGGUGGCGCUCCCAUCUCAUUAUACAUCAGAGGAUUCACACUGGAGAGAAGCCUUAUAAAUGUAACGAAUGUGGCAAAGCCUUUAAUCGGAGCUCAAGGCUCACUCAGCAUCAGAAGAUUCAUAUGGGAUAGACCACUCACCUCUUUAAAUGUGUGUAAGUGGGAAUAAACCCACAGCCUUAACCUACUUAAGUUAUAUGGGAUCAUUGAUACUAACAAGUUAGAAAGUAAAGAUUCAGAAUUGCUCUUUUAAAAGUAUCCAAGUUCAUACAAAAUGUGUUUAUUGCUGGGAUUCUGAUCUUAUCCCACUCCAUAACCUGGUGUCCCUUGCAUCAGGGCAGUCUUGUAUAGAGUUCUGAGUGCGCAGAGGGAUGACCCAGGUUCUGCAGCUGAGGCCUGAAGUCCUGUGAGCUCUGCCCAAUGAGGUGCUCAGUGUCUUCAGCAACAGUACACUCAGACUGGCUUAAGUAAGGAUGUGUGAGCAUGCAUGCGCUGAAAUCAGAAGAGGAGUGUUUGGAAUUCCCUUCUGCCUUCACCUGACUCCUUUUCUUUAAACCUCUUCCCCCUUCAGCAGCCCAGGCAUGCAGCCACCCAGGGUCAACUUGAGUUUCCACAUGGGCCAAGCCACUUUGAUUAAUCUGACUGACAGGCUGGGCCCAUGUUCAUUCACUUUGUCUCACAGAGCAGUUACUGCAAUGGAGGCCACUGGAUGAGACAGACCUGCCACAUUGACCCCCUCCCUGU